Acanthoscelides obtectus is the source of this 2719-nucleotide messenger RNA. NCBI's taxonomy places the organism in Eukaryota, Metazoa, Arthropoda, Insecta, Coleoptera, Chrysomelidae. The record is from the annotation of a GenBank genome assembly.
CGCUUUUAUCUAUCGCACGGAUAGGGUGUGUGCGUGUGCGUAUGUGUAACAUCGCGAGUUAAACGUUGUGUAACGUUCGAGAGAAUAAUAGUAUAAAUGCAAAAGUAAGAGACAAAAACCUUAGCUUGACAAUUUAGUGUAGAUGGCUACCAUUUGAUAUAAAAUUGUCACGGUCUCGGAUCACUCGGUCCAGACGUGAGACUCCCUUCUAAUGCAUCUUGGGCAAAUUCGCUAGAGCAUAAUAUGGGCACUUGUGUGCAAGCGCACAAUGCCCAUUCAUAGGAAAAUUGAAGGGAGUCCUGCAGCCGGAUCCAUCUACACAAUAUUUCGGCCCGACCGGCCCGUCAAGUCGGCCCGACCAGCUGCAGACUUCGGCCCGACCGGCUGCAGACUUCGGCCCGACCGGCUGCAGACUUCGGCCCGACCGGCUGCGAAUUUUGGCCCGACCGGCCGCUACGUUCGGUCCGACCGGCUGCAAAUUUUGGCCCGACCGGCUGCAGAAUUUGGCCCGAACGGCUGCAGAUUUCGGCCCGACCGGCUGCAUUUUUGGCCCGACCGACUAACUAAUUAUAGCACAUCUGCUUCCAGAUGGCGAUGGCAACCAAUUUUGUUACUCUGGGUGAACUCUGGUCCAGAAGCAACAUCGGUGGGAGAGAAAACCUACCGAAAUAUAAAAUUGAGGCUUCUCGACUGGAACCUCUGUAGAGCAUUGAUCAUGAGCCCACGGCAGGUAGCGUGUCAGUUACGAGGAUCUAUGGCUCAAGCGGAGCUCUUUAAUAAGGCGGUGGAACCACUUAAACAUACUAUGCGUUCCAGAGAGCUGACGUCGGAGGCCCUUUCAACGGACGGGUCUAAUUAUACGUCCCGAAGUAAAAGGAGACGGUGUCAAUCGUCCAGCUCAGACGACGAGUACCCGGUCAGAUCCGAGAAACCAAUGAAGAGGAGGCGGCGAGUAUUGUCUUCGAGCUCGGAGGAGGAUGUCAAUGAGACAAGGCUACGCCGCGUGGAAAGCAUGGUCGAGAAUCUUUACCACUUGGUCUCAGGAAAUAAAGAGAACGAUGGCAGCGUCAUGAAUUCGACGUGGCAAGCUCCAACUCCUACAGGUGAAGAGCUGUAUGACGCCGACAGUAUUGGCACAUGUGGCAGCGUAAACGACUGGGACACGUUUUCCCCUGUCACUAGGGAAAUCGAGCCUACAGUCUCUAGGGCGGACCCAGUAAUCGAGACACAGGGCAUGAAAUGCCAGCGUUUCGGGGAAGAGACAUGGAACAAGAUUCGUUACGUGGACGCUCAGAAAAAACUCCACGCAUCACCAGUCUUCAGUACUCUGAAGGUUAACUCAUCCUUGUACAACAAUGGACAUGCAAGCCCAAUGACAGAUAUGUUAUCCAAAAGUGACCUGGCCUUCGGGACUAUCUCACACGGUCUACUGAAGCAACGGAGAAUCAUACAUGAGGCUCUGAAGGAGGCGGGGAACAAACACCCGGAAGCGGCAGACACUUGGAAAAAAGUUUUUGCUGCUAACAGUGAAUACAAGACCAUCUCGGACGACCUGCUGCAGUUCGUUUGCGGAAAAAGGGCGGAAAUCAUCGAAAGUCGCAGGAAACUAUACGAGCCUAAAAGUAGUUACUAUAGGUCCAUCGUCAAUGAGAUUCCUCCGUCAGGUACGCACUUGUGGGAUGAAGAGCAGCUGAAAGAUGUGGUUAAAAUGCAUGGAGUGACGAAAAUUGCUCCUGUCCGCUGGCAGAGUAAUUUGGGAAAAGUCGCACUGAGACAGAAGGUGCCUCAAGGAACUUCUCAUGAAAAGUAUCUGCGUCAAGGUUCAUUUAAAAAAAAAAUGAAGAAGGCAGAGUUUAAGCAUUCGCGUAAGCCGGGGGCGAAAAGUCAUACCAAGCUAGCUCGUAAGGAGCAACCACCUUUAGAUAAAAGGCGGAGUUUUUGACAGUUUUCAGGCAGGACAACUCGCCAAAUAUGUCUCUGCUUGGAAAAGUAUGGGAGCCUCACAAUCGAUUCUCAGUAUCCUGAAAGGCUACGUGAUCCCUUUCUCAAUAAAGCCACCAAUAACAGUACUAUCCCAACCGAUACUAAACAAAUUCGAGACACCUGCAUUCACACAAAUGGAUCGAGAAAUACAAAACCUCAUAAAUCAAAAGGUGGUAGUAAAACUGCAAACAAAAACAGGUUUCUUAUCAAAGAUGUUUUUGACGCCGAAAUCGGGGGGCUUGUGGAGACCAGUGUUCAAUCUAAAAAGAUUGAACAGCCUCAUCACGCCCAAGAAGUUCCGCCUUAUGAACCAUCGCAAACUGCCAUUAUUUCUCCAGGAAAGAGAUUAUAUGGUAAAAGUCGACCUUUCUCAAGCAUAUUUCCAUUUGCCAAUAAAGCAAAAGCAUUGGCGUUAUCUGGGACUUUAUUACCGGCAAAACAUCUACGCUAUGACAGCACUACCAUUUGGCCUAAGCUCCGCUCCACAGGUGUUUGCAAAAGUUACGAACUGGGUGGCGAGCUACUUGAGGAAACAAAACAUUCGAGUAAUGGUCUAUUUGGACGAUUUUUUGAUCGCAAACCAGAAUCCAGAAGAACUAAAGCGAGAGGUAUCCACCCUGAUAGAUACUCUCAUAAAGCUGGGUUUCUGCAUCAACCUGGAGAAGUCCGAAAUAAGACCUACACAGAAAUUGGCAUAUCUAGGUAUUAUGUGGAACACCAUAAGAAAUCAAAAGAG